This is a messenger RNA of Danio aesculapii, 4777 nucleotides long. It is a transcript of the gene ppp2caa, whose product is annotated as protein phosphatase 2 catalytic subunit alpha a. The transcript is spliced from 7 exons. Gene Ontology annotation, molecular function: protein serine/threonine phosphatase activity. Bases 328 to 1257 code for a protein of 309 amino acids. The record is from RefSeq and is a predicted model, not a curated record. NCBI's taxonomy places the organism in Eukaryota, Metazoa, Chordata, Actinopteri, Cypriniformes, Danionidae. Gene Ontology annotation, cellular component: cytosol. Gene Ontology annotation, biological process: mitotic cell cycle; peptidyl-serine dephosphorylation.
CGUCAACCUACAUGAGCGGAUUCUUCGUCGCUGCUGCGCAUCAGAGUCUGACCGAAAUCAAAGGAGCUUUCGGGCUGUAACGUUGGUUUUAUUCGUUUACCGUUCCCGCUGCUCGCAAAACAACAAGAGGUUCGUCGUUUUAUAACCAGAGGGAGAAAAUUAACCGUGUUUCGGUUCAUUUCGCGGCCUUACAAGUGUUAGAAGUAACUGCGGACUCCCAACGGCUUUAUUCCAAAGCGGGAUCGAUACUUUGACGCAUGACGCUAAACCUACGUCAAUUAUUUUGAUUUAUUUAAGCAUUAUUGUCAUUAUUACGCUUUUGAGAGAAUGGACGAAAAGGUUUUCACGAAAGAACUGGACCAAUGGAUCGAGCAACUGAACGAGUGCAAGCAACUGUCGGAAAACCAAGUGAAAAUACUAUGCGAAAAGGCUAAAGAGAUUUUAUCUAAAGAGUCAAACGUUCAGGAGGUGCGUUGUCCGGUCACAGUAUGCGGAGACGUACACGGCCAGUUUCACGAUCUUAUGGAACUGUUUAAGAUCGGCGGUAAAUCACCAGAUACCAAUUAUCUGUUUAUGGGAGACUAUGUGGAUCGAGGUUACUAUUCGGUCGAGACAGUCACACUGCUGGUGUCUUUAAAGGUUCGAUAUCGAGAGAGGAUUACCAUUCUCCGUGGCAAUCAUGAAAGUCGACAGAUCACACAAGUUUAUGGCUUUUAUGACGAGUGCCUGAGAAAAUACGGCAAUGCGAAUGUUUGGAAAUAUUUCACAGACCUCUUCGACUACCUUCCUCUUACAGCCCUCGUAGACACACAGAUUUUCUGUCUCCAUGGAGGAUUGUCACCUUCAAUUGACACGCUGGAUCACAUUCGGGCUUUGGACCGUAUUCAAGAAGUUCCCCACGAGGGGCCCAUGUGUGACCUGCUGUGGUCAGACCCGGAUGACCGUGGAGGUUGGGGAAUUUCCCCCAGGGGUGCUGGAUACACAUUUGGCCAGGACAUCUCAGAAACGUUUAACCACGCCAACUGCUUGACCCUGGUCUCUCGAGCUCACCAACUAGUGAUGGAGGGCUAUAACUGGUGUCAUGAACGUAACGUUGUAACAAUCUUCAGCGCUCCUAACUAUUGUUACCGAUGUGGAAACCAGGCUGCGAUCAUGGAGCUUGAUGACACGCUCAAGUACUCCUUUUUACAGUUUGAUCCUGCUCCACGCAGAGGAGAACCUCACGUCACUCGUCGCACUCCAGAUUAUUUCCUGUAAAAUAGGAAGGCCUUUUUUUUCUAAUUCCAGUAUUGCAGCACUAUCUGACCAGUGGACAAUGAUUAUUCAUAGAAGACAUGCUCAUCGGAUCAAAGUUUCACACACAAACCCCUGCCCUUGGACCAAAAUGAUGUGCCAUAUGUCUAUGUUACUGCAAUAACACAGAUGCAGUCAUCACAACACACUAAUAUAACAGUAACAUCUCAUUCUUUCGGUGGCCCAGUAGUGCACAAUGCAGCAACAUUUCAGAAAGCAAACAUUUAUCUCACAACACAACUACAUUUCAAAUUCACAUUCAUAUUUCUUAAGCUUAGUCCCUUAUUUAUCAGAGGUUGCCACAGCGGAAUGAACCACCAACUAGUCCAGCAUAUGUUUUACACAGCGUAUGCCCUUCCACCCGCAACCCAGUACUGGGAGACGCUCAUACAUACUCACAUUCACACACAUACACACAAAACAGACAAUUUAGUUCACCUUGUUCACAGUUCACCAAUUUAGUUUAUCCUAUUCACCUAUAGCGUAUGUGUUUGGACUGUGGGGGAAACCGAAGCACCUGGCGGAAACCCACACCAACUGCCAACUGGCCCAGCCGGGAUUCGAACCAGCGACCUUCUUGGACUGUGAGGCGACAGUGCUAACCACUGAGCCACUGUGUUGCAUACACAUUUCAAAUAGCAAACAAUAAUCUUAAAACACAGCAUUAAAAUCACAAUGGAACUACAUUUCAAGCAAACAUUAUUCUCAACAACAUUAAGAUUACGCAACACAACAUUUCAAAAAGAAAACCUUAAUCUCACAACACAGUGACAUUAAGAUCACAAUGCAAGGACAUUUCAAAAAGCAAACAUUAACUCACGAAACAACGACAUUAAAAAAGAAAAAAUGUAUCAUCUCGCAGCACAACAUUCUAGAGAGCAAAAAUUAACCUCACAACACAACGGAAAUGCUCCUGAUCACUAGGUGGCAGUGGAACACACAUUACUUCUGAUUGAGUGACGAGCUUCAGCAAAAUGGCAAUUACUUCUAGACGCCACAAGGAAUUCAUCAGCAGUGUUGGGGAAAGUUACUUUUGAAAGUAAUGCAUUGUAAUACUAAGUUACUCCUUAAAAAAGUAACUACUUGCUUUACUUUGGUAAUUUUUAUGUGGGUUACGUUACUUUUGAGUUACUUUCAUGUGACUUUUUCAGACCUGGCUGAGGCUUGAUGUCUUUCAGAACUUGCAGGGUUUUUUCUUCUUUUUUUAAAAUAGAGGAGCUCUGCAAUUAACAACACACUGUAUAACCUCCAUUUAUUCAUUUUCGUAGUCCCUUUAUUAAUCUGGCAUCUCCACAGCGGAAUGAAUUGCCAACUUAUCACAGUUUAACGCAGUAGAUGUCCUUCCAGCGGCAACCCAUCACUGGCACACAUCCAUACACACUCAUUCACACACAUACACUAUGGACAAUUUAGCUUGCCAAAUUCACCGCACUCAGAGGAAACCCACGCGAACACGGGGAGAACAUGCAAACUCCACAUAGAAAUGCCAACUGCCCCAAAAUGCUCGAACAAGCGACUUUCUUGCUGUGAGGUAAACGUUGUACUCGCUAUGCCACCGUGCAGCCCAACCUCCAUUUACCUUAAAAAAAAAAGCAUAAAUUUAUGUAGGAUAAUGUUAUCUUCUGAGAACUUCCUGACCCCAUGCCGUAUAAUGACGUUUAAAGCAAGGCAUCUGCUACUUUUCUACUAUCACUGUCCAUUCAGAUAAUCCUCUUUUCCUUUUCCUCCAUGUGUUUAAAAUGCAUAUUUCAUAGCAGAAAUGUAAGGCCCUGCCAUCUUGAUUUCUGUCUGUUCCUGCAUUGUAUUGAGUGCAGGAUUCAACGUGACUACAUUCAUUUUAAUUCAGCAAUUUGUUUAUUAAAAGCGAAUUAAGCAAACUAAAAAGUAAAGUAAACUCAAACAUUACAACUUAUUUUUAUUUUUAAUAAUUAUUUAUUUCUGGGGUUUAAUCUUUAAUUGAGAAUACAGUAGAGAGUAUUGACAAGAAAGUGUUGAGCAGAGAGAGGGAAAGGAUCGGCAUAGGACCACGAGGCGGGAAUCAAACUCAGGUCGCCGUGAGCACCGGAGUGCAUGUGUCGACGCACUAACCACUACACCACUGGUGCUGACUACAACUUAUUUUUUUUAAGUAAUGCGUUACUUGUUACUUAGAAAAGUAAUAUUAUUACAUAACUCACGUUUCAUGUGAGGUGUUACCCCCAACACUGUUCAUCACAAUACAUUGCUAACAAGGAGCAAGAAGCUGGUUUUACCUCUGGGCUUAUGCAUCUCCAACAUCCCCAAAGUUCACGAAUACUCGUGAGAUCUGCGCACAAUUGCUCGUUUGUGGAACAACUGCCACCUAGUGGUUGGGAGCAUUUCCGUCGUGUUGUCAGCUCAAUGUUUGCUUUCUGAAAUGCAGUUGUGUUGUGAUCUUAAAUUCUGCAUGAACCAGAAGCUGCGAUUGUUUAGUUUUUUUACUAUUGUUUCUGCAUAUUUUUUUUUUAGAAUAGUUUCUGCAGUCCCUACAGAAACUGAAUAUUAAAUGAGAAACAGUGGGCGUGUCUUGUUUUUUCUACUGCGAGCUGAUUGGAUGUAGUAAAGUAGGCAUUUCAUUCAGAAAGAUCUGGAAAAGGGUUUGGGGAGAGUUAUUACAACCUAACAGACUCCUCCUCCUCCUCACUAUUUCUGUUUGAUGUCAAAACUGACAGCUGGAGGGGCGGGGUUAAGAAUGUUAGCCACGCCCAAUAACUCAAAUUCUUAGAUUAGGUCUGUCUAACUCAAAACAACCAUGAUUUCUUUCUUAAUGACAUGCACGGAUGAAUUAUUCACCACAAAAAUAGCAAUGUGAGCAAACAAACUCAUAUGGGUAGCUUUGAUUUCAUGCGUUCUUGAAUGUCGUCGUGAUGUGAGAGUAGUUUUCGCUUUUUGAAUCGUCCUUGCACUACUGGGCCACCAUACAUUUUGCAUAUUGGUCAUUAUUCUCUCUCUUCUGUACUAAAACAAGCCGCUGUUGUGUUUUUGAUCAGGAUAAUAAGGGUUUCUUUAGACUAACGGGUUUGUGUGCAUUCUUCUAAAGCGCCGUGUUUUGAAAUAACGACAUUUUAAUAUACACUAAAUGCUUCUGACUGGAUAAUGUACAAGUUGUGACGAGCUUCAAAACAGUGCUGUGUGUUAUCGCUGCAUUUGCUGCAUGGCCGUGCGGGUUCAUAAUGAGCCGUCAAUCAUCAGGCUAAUUUCUGACUGCUGUUUUCUGACGAUUCUGCCUACCGCAGUGUUUUUUUACAGGUGGGUAUGAGACACUUUAGUUUUAGUCCCUUCUCGGUGUCCUUCAAGCACUUUUUCAACGCAGUAUUUGUUAUUGUGCUUAGUUUACAGAGCAGUGCUUUUGUUCGUUUGACGCUUUUCUAUGUUACUGCAUUAUUUCCCAAUCAUUUGUAAACCAGAGCACAAUUAAAUAGGGAUUUGAACGGCAAUAAAGACUCAUGCUAUUUAUCUACGUAAA